CUAAAUUUACAAUGGCUAAGAAGGACGUCGCCGGUAAGCCCAGUUCCUCAUCUGGAGGUAAGAAGGCCAAGAAGAAGUGGUCUGCCAAGAAGGUCAAGGAUAAGUCCAACAACAUUGUCAUUCUCGAUAAGCCCACCUAUGACCGUUUGUUCAAGGAAGUCCCCACCUACAAGCUCAUCUCUCAAUCCGUCCUCGUUGAUCGUCUCAAGUUGAACGGUUCUUUAGCUCGUGUCGCUAUCCGUGAACUCGAAGCUCAAGGUUUGAUCAAGGCUAUCUCUCGUCAUCACGCUCAAGUCAUCUACACUAGAGCUACUGGUGAUGAGCCCAAGAAGGCCGCUCCUGUUGUUGCUGAAGAGUAAAUCCCCCCCCCCCCCUUUUUUUUUUAUCAUUAAAAAUCUCCUCCUACCCUUUUUUUAUUAAAAAAAUUAUACAAUUCCAUAUAUCCAUUUCAGUAC
This is a messenger RNA of Mucor mucedo, 455 nucleotides long. RefSeq names its product S25 ribosomal protein. Bases 12 to 359 code for a protein of 115 amino acids. Gene Ontology annotation, molecular function: structural constituent of ribosome. The record is from RefSeq and is a predicted model, not a curated record. The transcript has 2 exons. Gene Ontology annotation, cellular component: cytosolic small ribosomal subunit. NCBI's taxonomy places the organism in Eukaryota, Fungi, Mucoromycota, Mucoromycetes, Mucorales, Mucoraceae.